AAUUUGGCUUCAGUGCUGCUCGAUUGACAAACCUUCGGUCGAGCGAUGUCGGCACAAGACCGAUGUGAUCUCCAUGACGACCUGAUUUUUCUACAACUUGGCACGUCUCUGACGUCGCAGAUCAACCAGACGAUCCAAACAAUCCAAAGUCACUGUGGAGAUGCCGAUCCACUCGGAGUACAGUUUGCUGGAUUAGUCGGUUCAGUUUUGGCAUUGACUUGGUUGAUUGAUGUUUCUGGCGCUGCACACGCUUGCUGCUGCGCAGGUGGUCGGCGUUCAGCUCAAGUGGUGUAUUUAGGAAGUUCAGUGCUGAACAGUGCCGGACUCACCAUUCUUUUGACAGUGUCAUUGCCCUACACUGCAAGCUUGGGCUUGUCCGCAGCUGCUUCAGGUCUUUUAAUCAGUGCCUCAGCCAUCGGAGGCUUAACAGGUCAAUCGCUUGCGUAUUGGAUCAUUCCCGACGAGGCAGAUACAUCAUGCGAGAGGGUUCGUCGCAGUACUGCAGUUACAUUAUUUGGGCAAGCAGCAGCGCAUACUGCGUAUGUCUUCGUGGUUUUGACAAUGAAUGACUUGUGGAUAACAUGGACCUGCUUGUUGAUAUUUCGGGCUCUCUCAGGAUUCUUCGGGGCGCUCACCAACCUGGCAGCCAGUCUCGUGGCUUUGCACAUGUCACCAGAAUCAGAAGUGAUGAAUUUGCAAACCGCAAGCCAAGCUUGCCGGAAUUUGGGUCUUUGCAUUGGUGUAGCAGGGUCUUCUAUAGCUUUGUCGACAGCGGGUGCGUUGACAACAAGCGAGCUGAAUACCCGACGCCUGGGCGCAGUGCCUGUGAUGGGUUUGGUGCUUAUGGUUUUGUUGAUCUUCUUCGUCAACGCUUGCUUCGUGCCCAGGGAGCUUUCAAGAGGAGGUGCAGAAGCUGGUGGGGAUGAGGAAGAGACAGAGAGGAAAAAGAACAAACAGCAACCAAACCACUCAAAAGAGCAAGAAGAAGUUCUGGCUCCAGAGACUGAACGCCCUGAAGCCACCAACUUGGAGAGCAAAGAAGCAAAUGACUGCAAAGAUUGUGCUUUGGACACGAAGUCUCAGAAACCGCCGACAUUAAGCAAGUUGGACGAUGAAGAGAGGAAGGCACUAUUCUGGUAUGCCGUAGCUUUCAACUUUGAAAGGUCCUUCUCUGUUUCAGCCAUUGAGGUGGCGACCACAAUGAUUUCUCAGAGAGAGUUUGGCAUGACGCCCAUUACAACUGGAUACAUAUUCGGGCUCAUCACCGUAGGGGCUGUACUUCUCAAUCUCCUGGUCGGUUGUACUCCCUCUUAUAUCCCGACCCGCUUAUACAUCAUGUGGCUCAGUGCAAUUGGUGGCGCUGCAGCCACAGUCUUCCUAUUUAAUGUUUGGCCAAGAGUGUUCCUCUAUUUGGCCGACACAUGCCUCUUUAUGUUGUCCAAUACGGCGAAUGGCGUGGUUGAUGGCAUAGCAACUUUGGCUGCUCUGCCAAACAGCGAGUACUCCAAGAAGCGCUACAUGAAUUACAAGAUGUUAGCAAUGGCAACAGCUCGCAUUGCGGCUGCGCCCGUGGCCAGAGGCACGUGCUUCCAGUUUAGGGUCCUGUUUGUUGGAGUGGGAGGCGCGCAAGUGCAGGAUUGAGAAUCACACCUCACUUUGAACGGAACAAAGCAGUAGGCAGCAUGAAAAGACAGCGCCCUCUCACAGCAAAACCUUUCGCUGUCAACUGUGCGACUUGUCAACCAGUCACCUCAGAGGUACCGGUGGAAAGGCGGUUCUCCGCAAAUCUCAUUGAAGCUUGAAAUUGAACGGCCCCACAUCUUGCACCAGACAUGUACCUUGAAAGAAGCAUCAUCAUUCGAGGAUAAUGUAAGACACGCACGGAUGC
Messenger RNA from Durusdinium trenchii, 1888 nucleotides. The record is from the annotation of a GenBank genome assembly. NCBI's taxonomy places the organism in Eukaryota, Dinophyceae, Suessiales, Symbiodiniaceae.